Messenger RNA from Xyrauchen texanus (razorback sucker), 1914 nucleotides. It is a transcript of the gene ubald1a, whose product is annotated as UBA-like domain containing 1a. The transcript has 7 exons. The record is from RefSeq and is a predicted model, not a curated record. Gene Ontology annotation, molecular function: protein binding; zinc ion binding. The coding region runs from base 293 to 1054 and encodes 253 amino acids. NCBI's taxonomy places the organism in Eukaryota, Metazoa, Chordata, Actinopteri, Cypriniformes, Catostomidae.
UUGUUUAUUAUUUUUUUUAUUUAAUUCUUCUUGUAUUAUCAUCCACAUUCACACCACUAUAGGGACAAUGCCUUAAGAGAUUAUGGGAAAUAUUCAAAGACUGCAUUAAGCAAAAUAUUUUAAAAAGAGAACUGCUGGACAAGGGCUGUGAGAGGAAUACAAAUUUGAGCAAACUGAUUAUUCUCUCCUUCAUUCUUCAAUACUGUCAACUUUUCCAGGACUGAAACUAGACUGUGACUCAACUACUCAAAGAACAACAACAGCACCUUAGUACCUAUAGGGCAGCUGUACUAUGACCCCAGUGCUGCCAGGAGGCUUAACACAGGAUGGCGACACUACCCUGUGGAGCAUCCUAUAUAGACGGCAACAGCUCCAAAAACGCCUCGAGUUUCUCAAGGCGAUCCAAAAGAAGAACAACAGACUGGAAGAAUCACUUGCAAACGAAGAGGGCCCACCUGAACUGGAAAGAAUAGAGGAGGAGUUAAAACUUCUGGAGGAAAAAGAGAAGGAACUUCUAAAGAAUCAAAAUGUUUCAACGAAAGUGACACCACAGGCCACAGGAAAACCCCCUGACAGAGAUGUUGGCCAUGAUUUACUCGCCAUGACAGAUGCAAAAGGUCAAAUGCAAGGACUGUACGUUCUCCCCUUUUCUCAAUCAGAAUCUAUUGCUACUCCUUACAUUCCUCCGCAAGAGGAAAAAACAGAGCAGCCAAAAGCACCAGAGCCUGUCGUUCAACAGCCAAAAAGUCCAACUCCAAAUCCAAAUCCAAAGCCAAAUCCAAAUCCAAGUCCAGAUCCCCCAGUGAAGACAAUUCCCUUGGAUGAUCUCCCCAUGACCAGUGCCACAGUGAAGUGUCCUUUUUGCAAAAAGAUUGUCGACACUGAGGUUCGCUACAAAAUUGGCAGCAAUGCCUUUCUCUUUUGCUGUCUGUUAUCCGUGGUGGGGUGUCUGGCUGGAUGCUGCUUCAUCCCCUUCUGCAUGAACCGCUUCAAAGAUAUCGCCCACAAGUGUCCGUCCUGCAGCAAAGAUGUUGGUAAAUCUCAAAGGCUUUGAGGCACAGACAGUGUAGUACGACUCUUAGUCUGUCAUAGUAUGAGGGUAAAAAACGGUCCCCAGUAGAGACUGGAGGUGAGCACAGGAAGCUGUAAGGGAGAUUCAGGUCAUUAGGGCCUCAUUUUAAGAAGAAAGGAUGUUUAUCCGUCCUUACAGAAUUGUUGCGGAAAGUCAAUAUUUGGCAUUUCAACAUUGUUCAUACUUUACACUGGGUUAGAAUUUAAUCCUGGGUAUUCAAUGUAGGCUACAUGUGUAAAUCUUGGGUUCACAUUCUUAUUUACAUAUUCUGUUGCUAAACAAAUUACUGUAAGAUUUUAGGAUUGUACAGGCCUUUAGGCCUUAUGAUUCAAUAAUAGUCAAGUUAAGUUAUUAAUAGUUGACUAUUUUACCAUAUUGUUUGUGGUACUUCCUUUCGUGCCAAACAAUAAUGAGUAACAGAAUCUAAUGUACUGUGGUAAUAUAGUGGUAUCUGCCACCAGGAAUUUGUAUUAACCACUUUUGUACAUGCAUGAGAAACUUCCAAUAGACUUUGUUUAAUGACUGGUGUAAUAAUUUGGGUAACAAUCAAAACCACCGGGACAUUUAUUCAACCUCCUUUGUAACAUGAUAAUAUACUGUUAUAUUCUAAAUAUUCAAUUUCAAAUGCUCUGUUUGAGUGACAUAUGUGAUACACAGAAUAAUCUCUGAAUAUAACACUAGUUUGCAUUCAUGUAAUAGAGUAUAUGAGCCUGGAAAAGAGUCAAAGAAUGGUUUAAGGGGAGAGUAAUGUAUAUUAUAACCUACUGUCACUAUAAAAACAAAUGCAUUUUCCUACCUCAUUAUUGAUCAAACUAAAUUGGUGCAUAUACAGGUGAAACUCG